Gracilinanus agilis (Agile Gracile Mouse Opossum) is the source of this 1698-nucleotide messenger RNA. RefSeq names its product perforin 1 (gene PRF1). The coding region runs from base 1 to 1698 and encodes 565 amino acids. The record is from RefSeq and is a predicted model, not a curated record. The transcript has 2 exons. Gene Ontology annotation, biological process: leukocyte mediated cytotoxicity. Lineage: Eukaryota; Metazoa; Chordata; Mammalia; Didelphimorphia; Didelphidae. Gene Ontology annotation, molecular function: pore-forming activity; calcium ion binding.
AUGGUAUGGUCCUUCUCCUCCUCCUCCCUCCUCUUCCUCCUCCUCUUUCGCCUGCUCAUCCUUCUCCAGCUGCCCUGGCCUACACCAGCCCCCUGCCACACGGCCACCCGUGCUGAGUGCCGCCGCCAAGAGAGAUUUGUACCCGGCUGGGAGCUGGCAGGGGAAGGCAUAGAUAUCACCACGCUGCACCCAACUGGCUACUUCCCUGUGGAUACCCAUAAAUUCACGCGUCCCGAUGGUACCUGCACCCUAUGCCGCAAUGAUCUGCAGGAGGGUCAGCUUCAGCGCCUUCCCUUGGCCAUCACAGACUGGCGCAGCCAGAGUCCUAAGUGUCAACGGAAUGUAGUCAAGAAUGAGGCUUCCUCUGUCGUGGAAGUGGCUGCCCAGAUGUCCAAGAAAAUCAAGAAUGACUGGAAGGUGGGCCUGGACGUCCAGCCCAAGCCCAAUGUCAACGUACACAUGUCUUUGUCAGGGUCCCACUCCAAAGAAGCCCAGUUCGCAGCUGAAAAGAAACACCUGGAUGAGUACAGUUUCACCACUGAGUUGGUUCAGUGUCAAAACUACAGAUUCCACCUGGUAGAGAAACCCCCGCUGAGUCGGGAGUUCAUUCAGGCUGUCAGGGCACUGCCCCUCCAGUUUAAUGCCUCCACUCGAGGCUACUAUUUCAGGCUCAUCAAGAACUACGGCACCCACUUUCUCAAGGCCGUGGAGCUGGGGGGAAGGGUGACGGACAUCACCGCCCUUCGCACAUGCAAGCUCUCUCUGGAUGGGCUCAAGGCCAAUGAGGUGAGCUCCUGCCUCAAAGUGGAGGCAGCCGUUACUGUGGGGACUUCUGUUAGCACCGCAGACGCUGAGAAAUGUUUGGAGAAGAAGAAGAACCACAACAUCCGGGGCUCUUUCCAUUCCACCUACAAUGAGCGCCAAGUGGACAUCGAGGGAGGUGCUUUGAGCGAGGGCUCAAGCGACCUGCUCUUCUCAGAUCAUAAUGGCUCGGAGAAGUUCACAGAAUGGAUGAGCACACUGUCCAGUAAGCCUGGCCUUUUGGCCUACGCCCUGGAACCCCUGCACUUCCUCCUGGGAUCUAAGAAUCCCCAACGGGAGGAGCUAAGAAAGGCUGUGAGUGACUACAUACUCCACAGAGCCCGGUGGCAGGACUGUAAUAAGCCAUGCCCUCCGGGGCAGAGGAAAAGCCCCCAAAACCCAUGCCACUGUGUGUGCCAAGCUUCCACCCUCACCAACGGUGACUGCUGCCCCCGGGAGAGGGGGCUGGCCCAUCUUGAAGUGACCGGCUUGAGUGCCAGGAACCUACAUGGAGACACCUUCUCCAAUACUGAUGGCUACAUAAAGGCUUUCUUCGGUGACAAGGAACUGAGGACCUAUGUGGUAUGGAACGACAACAAUCCCAAAUGGGACCAGAAUCUGGACUUCGGGGCCGUGCAGUUGAUAACUGGGGGACCCCUGAGGCUGCAGGUGUGGGAUGCAGACCACGGUUGGGACGACGACCUUCUGGGCUCUUGUGAUCGUGUGCCAGUGGCAGGAGGACGACGGAAGGAGCAAUGUCAUUUCAGUCGUGGCUUCCUAACAUUCCAUUACCAAGUGACGUGCGCCCCACAUCUCAAGGGGGACAAAUGUCUAGAGUAUGCCCCUCGUGGAGCUCUUGGGGAGCCAGUGGGAAACCGGAGUGGAGCUGUGUGGUAA